UUAUUACUUAGAUCGUGCAAUGGAGGUUCCUGUGCAUUUUGUGGGGAAGCUAUGGAGUUUCAUCUCCUUUCUGCCCUUCUUUUUCUUGCUCUUCAUCCUUGGCCUUGUCAAAGCUGCAAUCAUUGGGCCAGUGGCGGCGGGAAUUAUCGUGAUUGGAAAUUUAUCUGUAAUUGCUGGCCUUUGGAUAGCUCAUUUCAUCUGGACUUACUACUGUGUAGCAAAGAGCAAGAGGCUUGGGCUUGUGUUGAAGAUCCUUGUGCUGUUAUUGCUGCCAUUGCCUCUUGUCCUUUGGCCGGUCCUCGGAGUUGUUGGAAGUGUUUUAGGUGGGAUCGGAUAUGGGUUUUUUGCUCCCCUUCUUGCAACAUUUGAGGCUGUUGGCGAGAAUAUAACCGACAAGUUCUAUCAUUGCUUUGUUGAUGGUUCUUGGUCGACAAUCAAAGGAAGCUUCGUGGUUGUGCAGGAUCUCACAGAUUUCUGCUUCCACUCUUACUUCUCCUUCAUGGAUGAGCUAAUUGAGCAGAUACCUGCGGAUGAAAAGCCUUUGGAUAUCGAGUUAUUGAAAUUGCCAGCUUCUUUGUUGGUGAGUCUGAUUGGAGUGCCGGUGGAUGUGCCUUUGAUUACAAUGGUUGCGAUAUGGAAAAGCCCAUACAUGUUGUUCAGAGGAUGGAAGAGGUUAUUUGAAGACUUGAUAGGCAGAGAAGGACCAUUCUUGGAAACAGUAUGUGUACCAUUUGCUGGUCUUGCCAUUAUCCUAUGGCCUUUGGCAGUUGUGGGAGCCGUGGUAGCUUCUUUCAUCUCUAGCUUCUUUUUGGGACUAUAUAGUGGCGCUAUUGCUUAUCAGGAAGACUCGAUCCACCUUGGACUUGCUUUCAUAAUUUCUGUGGUUUCACUGUUCGAUGAAUAUGUGAACGAACUACUCUAUUUGAGAGUAGGGUCUUGCUUUCCAAGGCCAAUAUACCGUAGAAAUAUGAGUCCUCGCCCGGAGGGGAAAAAGUAUGGUAACAACGAGAAAAAUGAUUUGGAGAAUGGUGGAGAAGGCUCAUAUAAAUCAAAACUUGUCGCACAACGAUCAAGAACAUGGAAGCAGGCAAUUCAACGUUAUAAACCAAUCCAGGUGUGGGGCUGGCUGUUUAAAUCUUGUGAGAUUAAUGGCCGGAUAUUCCUCCGCGAUGGUCUGAUAGAUGUUAAGGACAUAGAAGAAUGCCUUAUAAAAGGAAAUUGUAAGAAGUUGGGGAUCAAACUACCUGCUUGGUCUGUGAUGGAGUGUCUUCUUGCAUCAGCGAAGUCGAACUCGUCUGGGUUGGUCAUAUCUGAUGAUGUAGAGUUGACGAAGGCAAAUGGACCGAGGGACAAAGUGUUCGAGUGGUUCAUCGGACCUUUGUUGGUCAUGAAAGAGCAACUAAAGAAUCUCCAAUUGGAAGCGAACGAGGAAAUGAGUCUCAGAUACGUGUUUAUGAAAUCCAGAAAUGAUACACCAUGGGAAUGGGACGAUACAGAGUUUCCAUCGGGAGACCAUGUCAGACGGGCGCAGUUGCAAGCCAUAUUUAGGAGAUUGCAGGGGCUUGUAGCGUCGAUGUCAAGGAUACCAACUUUCAGACGGCGGUUCAAGAACUUGGUGAAAGUGCUGUAUAUAGAAGCGGUUCAGGCUGCUGCUUCAGACAGCCAUAUAGGAGGAAUCUUAAACCCCGGUAAGGGUGCCAGUAGCGUCAUUGGAAGCAAGGAUAGAAGAGAUGGUGAAACUAUGGACAGAGGCCGGAACGAUACACCCGACAACGGGUCAUAUGGGAUAAUGGGAGUGUAGUAUGAAUGAGUUCUUUUUCAAACUACCCUUCCAUAGAAAUGGAAGCUUCGCAUGUCUAACGACUCUCUAUUUCGAGUUAAAUUUUAGCUAAAAAGACGGAAAGUUAGUUUAGGAGCUCGCUACGAAAUUUUAACUUCAACCAUAUUCUAAUUUAGGGAGUAGUGAUAAUUCCGAGCCAAUAGGAAUAUUUUAAAUAUUGUUAAAUUGUAAUAAAUAACGAUAGGAGCUCAUUGUCAUUCCUCACUCUUUAGAUUCAGUAGCUCC
Molecule: messenger RNA, 2065 nt
Organism: Malus domestica (apple)
Lineage: Eukaryota; Viridiplantae; Streptophyta; Magnoliopsida; Rosales; Rosaceae
Biological process (GO): vegetative to reproductive phase transition of meristem
Source: RefSeq, a predicted model, not a curated record